Messenger RNA from Ipomoea nil (Japanese morning glory), 1447 nucleotides. RefSeq names its product protein MCM10 homolog. The coding region runs from base 90 to 1319 and encodes 409 amino acids. Gene Ontology annotation, biological process: DNA replication initiation; DNA replication. The record is from RefSeq and is a predicted model, not a curated record. Gene Ontology annotation, molecular function: single-stranded DNA binding; DNA replication origin binding. The transcript is spliced from 11 exons. Lineage: Eukaryota; Viridiplantae; Streptophyta; Magnoliopsida; Solanales; Convolvulaceae. Gene Ontology annotation, cellular component: replication fork protection complex; nucleus.
GCCAUCACUAUAAACCCUAUUCUGCAACCGGCUUCCCAGAUUCCUUUCCUCUCUGAUUACUGAUUUCUCAUUCAUUUCAAAGCUAAAAAAUGUCGGAUCAAGAAGACUUGGCUCUCCUCCUUUCACUCGAAGAUAGGGUUUUGGAAACCCCUCCGGCAUCUCCCUCAUCCCACUCUCCAGAUUACCUAUCGGAUGAUGAGCGACCUAAGCGAGUUGGGCAGACGGACAUGUCUGUCUUCCGAGUUGCGGUUCAGGAUUGUCUUGAUUACGAUACUGAAACUGCUAAGAAGGCUCUCAAAUCUAAACCCAAUAUUUCCAAGGCAUCAAAUGAUUCGGAGGUGGAAAAGUUUUCUGGUUUACGGAUUCGGAAUCAAUUAGUCUCACCGCUUGAGCUGAGCAACCGCUUUUCUGAUAUCCGAUUUGUUCGAUUACCAGCAAUAAAGAAUUUGCUAUCAGGAGAUACCCUCUCAGGGUGUUGGGCAACUGUUGGGGUCCUAACUGAGAUGGGACAACCGAGGACUAGCUCUACUGGAAAGCCCUAUGCAAUUUGGAAAAUGGGAUGCUUGAAAGAAAAUACUGUUUCAGUAUUUUUGUUUGGCGAUGCUUAUCAGAGGAAUAGCAAUGAGAAGGCUGGGGCUGUGUUUGCCCUUUUCAAUUGCGGUGUCCGCAAUGAUAAUUCGGAGAAUGGCUUUUCGUUGAGUGUAUAUUCUGCAAGUAACAUCUUAAAGAUCGGCACUUCUGUUGAUUAUGGAGUUUGCAAGGGGAAAAGGAAAGAUGGAAUGGCUUGCACACUAGUCAUUAAUAAACGUAAUGGUAUAUAUUGCAGCUACCAUAGACAGAAAACAUCAGAGAAGUACUCUGUCACAAGGACCGAACUCAAGGGAGGGAACCUAAGAACUGCUUUUAGGGGUCCUCUCAAAUCAGAAGGGAUCUAUAUGGUUGACCCUUUAGCUGACAAAACAAACUUAGCAAAGAACAAAGCAGUGAAAUUAUUUUCUGCAGAACAACUAAAAGAAGCUUUGAGUAAAGCAGGGAAAGUGACUACAAAUGCGUAUUCGCAGGGAAUUCGAUUUCUUAAUAAGAUUACAGAAGAAUCAAAAAGUUCCAAAGAAUUUUCUACUGCACAGAGUCAACGAAUAAGCAAGACAAGUGAAAGGAUAUCAACUAAAAGAAAGAAUCCAACUCAAGUCAAAACAGGUGAAGUGCAUGUGCAUAGCAAGAGAUCAAAAUCACAUGAAGGAACAGAUAGAGUAAAAGAAGUGCAGGUUAAAGAGAAAAUGAUAGAACUAGACAUUGUAAGCUCAGAUGAUGAACUCUAGAAUUCCCUGAUUUUGCAUUGUGCCCCUCGCGACACAAUUAUUUGUCAUAGCUGUAGAUAAUUUUUUUAUUGGAAUUUUUAUGACAUUGUAUGUGUACAAUUUAGAGAUUAAGCUGGUAAUUCAGCAUA